GGACCUUCUGAAAUAUCUAGUUUCCUACAGCAAUGUUAAACACUCACUGCUUAGCAUGUGCCUAGCAUAACAAUGUAAGUAGCGCAGUGUUCUAGCUAGAUAGGUUAUGUUAAGGUUAAACCGGAGUAAACCUGCAUCGACACACACGUGACGUUUCUGCAUAGUGAAUUCUAAUUGGAACUAAACAACCCAACGCUCCUCCCCCUUCCCCUUUAAAAACCGAAGUCCGCGCAGUAGCGCUGCUGACAGAAUGUAGGGAUCAUUUGAGGGAAGUUUGGAUGAAAGGUUUCUGUACACCGGUAGUUAUCGCUUUGCUGGAACUCUACACUGUUUUUAACCGCGGUGUUAAACUGGACCGGCCUGAUGAUUCUGUUUUUAUUCUUAUUUUUGUAUUGCUUUUUUUACGCAUCUGCAGAUGUACACAUGCUGAAUUACUUCUACACUGCAGUCCCAGCAGGAAUCAAUUUCCCAGAGUUCAUAGCUUUUGCUGUGUUCGAUGAAGAACCGAUUAUGUGCUACAAGAACAGCAAUAGUGGGGCUCUCGACAUAUCAAAAUGGAUUGAAAAUUGUGAGACUGAAAACUACUGGAAGAGUCUGAUGCAGGACAUGCAGAACAAUCAGGAUAACUUUAACAAGACAUUUGUAACGGUACUAAAUGGUUUUAAUCAUGGUAAAGGAAUUCAUACACUACAGAGGAUUUACGGCUGUGAGCUUCAUGAUGACAACACCACAAGAAGAUACGAUCAGUACAGUUAUGAUGGAGAAGAUUUCAUGGGUUUUAAUGUCUUAAAUGCCACGUGGACUGUAGCUAAUGAUAAUGCGAGGACAAUUGCACAGAAGUGGGAUGCUAAUGGUUAUACUAGAUAUUGGAAGAACUUCCUGGAGAAUGAUUGUAUUGAUCAGUUACAGAAGUUUGUGUCUUAUGGCAGAGAGACUCUGGAGAGGAAAGUUCAUCCUAUAGCGUCAGUGUUCCAGAAACACUCUUCUCCAGAGGUGGUGUGUCAUGCUACAGGUUUCUUCCCCAAAACAGUGAUGAUCACCUGGCAGAAGGACGGAGAGGACGUGCAUGAGGACGUGGAGCUCAGAGAGACGUUACCCAACCAGGAUGGAAGCUUCCAGAAGAGAAGCAUUCUGACAGUCUCAGCUGAGGAUCUGCAGAAACACACCUACACCUGUGUGAUUCAGCACAGCAGCUUGAAGAAGGAGAUGGUGCUAGAAGUACCAAAAGAUGGAGGGUCAGGUGGAGUGCUGGUCGUCAUUGGCAUUAUUGUAGUCCUGGUUCUCAUUGCCAGUGGUGUUGGAUUUCUUAUCUGCAAUAACAACAACUCUGGUGGAGUACAGAAUGUCAUCAUCCCUGGUGGAGUCUCUGUCACUACAUCCAUGUUUGUCUUGUUGGUGUUGCUGCGAUUUUUAUCUGGAAGAAGAAUGACCAGGUGGAGUGAAGACUGCCAUCGCUGGUUUCGUUGUUGGUCUCAUGUGGAAGUCUCGAGAGAGGAGGAGGGAGAUGGAGUGUAGCGAUUAAGGGUGACCGUGUACACACACACACACACAAAUUCCAGUGGGUAAUCUUGUAAGACUUUGUUCUUGUAUUUGGAUUGAGGAGCUUUUUUUUAUUGUGAAUCUGUUCUUGCCAGGUUUUGGAGUAACACUUCUCAGUGAUGGUGCUUAUAGCAAGAAAAGCAGCCAGUCUUUAUGUCUUUAAGGGAGUUAGAUGAAGAUUUAUUCCUUCAAUGGAAAGCAGGACAGUCUUUCUAUUUUGUGGUCAUAUGUCUUGUUUUGUACAAAGAAAUGCACUAAUGUAUUCCAUGAAGUUUCUAAAGUAUUUAUCUUAUCUGAAGUUGUUCAAGCUGCUAAUGAAUAUGAACAAACUCACUUGUUUUGACCUCCUCGAUCUAUUUGGGGAAAUAUCCAAAGGCUGAGCUGAAAAAGUGCAAUAUUGUUCGGAUGUUCUUUUGGCUGCUACUUGAAAAUUAGGACUUCAAGUGUGUCCUGAGUCUGAAUCAUUUGAUGCAUAUGUAUAUCUGUAGCUUAUAUUUGUUAAACUAGUGUUUAUCAUGGAAACGUUUUUUUUUUUCUUAUUUAUUAUUUCUUCACAUAUGUCUUCUGAAAGGAAGUUCUCUUAUAUCAUGUACUCUCUUACAACUAAUCUAUAAUUCCUGAGGUACAAUGGAAAUCUAACAUCUUCUGACCUCCAGUAGCGUUUACCCCUUAUUGAUAACUAUUGCUUCUAGCCUUUUUUUUUUUUUUAAAGUGUUGUUGAAGCUAAAUUAUUGUAUUUUUAUACUUUUAUAGUCCUACAUGCACACCAAUCAGCCUUAACAUUAAAACUACCUAGCUAAUAUUGUGUAGAUCUGCCUUAUGCAGCCAAAACAGCUGUGACUGUCGAGGUAUAGACUCCAUAAGAGCUCUGAAGGUGGGCUGAGGUAUCUGGAACCAAGACGUUAGCUGCAGAUCCUUUAUGUCCUGUAAGUUGUGAGGUGGGGCCUCCAUGGAUCAGACUUGUUUGUACAGAACAUCCCACAGACGCUCAAUCGGAUUGAGAUCUGGGGAAUUUGGAGGCCAAAUCAACACCUUGAACUCUUUGUCGUGUUCCUCAAACCGUUCCUGAACAGUUUUUGCACUGUGUCAGGGAGCAUUAUCCUGCUGAAAGAGGACGCUAACAUUAGUGACUACUGUCACCAUGAAGUUUACAAUGUUUAUGUAGGAGGUACAUGUCAAAGUAACUUCCACAUGAAUGCUAGGACCGUGUACAGGGGUCAGCGUGGGCGCUCUGACCAGUCUGUGGCUACCCGUGUCCAUACACAGCAAACUGUGAUCUGUGUGUUCUGACUCCUUUCUAUAAGCAUUAACAUUUUCACUUAUUUGUACUACAGUAGCUCUUCUGUGGGAUUGAACCAGCCGGGUUAGCCUUUUCUCCCCACGCACAUCACUGAGCCUUGGGCGCCCAUGACCCUCACCAGGUCACCAGUUGACUCACCAAGUUACUUCUGUAUUAUUUUGACUGGAUUGCAGGAGCCAGCUUUGCAUUUGAAAAAGCAAUUUCUUUUCUUGUCUUUUUGAAUGAAGUGUAUACCUGUGUUUUUAUUUCAGGAAUUUUAAUAGUAAUGAGGUAUUGUUAAGGAUCAGAUCAAAUGUAAACUUGUAUUGAUGAAGUUAAUGUUGUUUUGUAAUUGUUUAGAACUGCCAAUUGUUUUGCUACAUUUUAUGUCAGCA
Molecule: messenger RNA, 3213 nt
Organism: Ictalurus furcatus (blue catfish)
Lineage: Eukaryota; Metazoa; Chordata; Actinopteri; Siluriformes; Ictaluridae
Product: major histocompatibility complex class I-related gene protein
Exons: 7
Coding region: 364-1515 (383 amino acids)
Biological process (GO): immune response
Cellular component (GO): external side of plasma membrane
Source: RefSeq, a predicted model, not a curated record